Molecule: messenger RNA, 682 nt
Organism: Orcinus orca (killer whale)
Lineage: Eukaryota; Metazoa; Chordata; Mammalia; Artiodactyla; Delphinidae
Product: taurochenodeoxycholic 6 alpha-hydroxylase-like
Exons: 2
Coding region: 47-532 (161 amino acids)
Molecular function (GO): monooxygenase activity; heme binding; iron ion binding
Source: RefSeq, a predicted model, not a curated record
GUCAGCCACCUUCAGGGACAGUCAGCAAUCCAGAAGCCGCUGCACCAUGAGUGUCUCUGUGCUGAGCACCCCCAGAGCCCUGGGCGGUGUCUCUGGGCUCCUGCAGGUGGCCUCCCUGCUCGGCCUGGUUCUGCUUCUGCUCAAGGCAGCACAGCUCUACCUGCGCAGACAGUGGCUGCUCAAAGCCCUCCAGCAGUUCCCGUCUCCUCCUUCCCACUGGCUCUAUGGGCACAUGCAGGAGUUCCAAGACGAGACCGAGCUGCGACCCCUACUGAAGAGGGUAGAGAAGUACCCAAGUGCCUGUGCUCGCUGGCUGUGGGGGACGAAAGCCCUGGUGUUCAUCUAUGACCCUGACUACAUGAAGGCGGUCCUGGGGAGAUCAGGUGAGAGGGAAACCCACAUCCCAGCAGGAGAAAAUCUUCCCUCUCGGGUACAUGGCCCUGGAUCUGUGAAAUUCCAGAAGAAAUUGGCACUACAGCCAUCAGUACCUGGCUCCCUACCAGCCAUCCUUGCAGCCCACAAGCCAGACUAAGGCCAGCAUCACUCACGCACAGUGAGUGCUUCAACACCCGGGUGGGGCUGGCUUCUCUUUCCUGUCUUACUUUCUUUCUUGUUUUAACCCAACUGAGAUGAUCCCAGGUCUGGAAGACAAUUCCCUGUCCACACUGAUGUAGGUUUGGCA